AUGGCGGCGCCAUGGGCGGCGGGAGCCCGGAGCCGAGUACGGGAUCGGCGCUGGAGGCUCCGGGACACCGACCUGAUUACCGGCGGCGUCAGCAAGCUGGAGCCCGGGCCGCAGGGUCAGAAUCUCGAGGAUUACCAUUUACCUUCCAGCCUUCUCACCGUUGCAGAUUCAGAUCUAGGAGGGAUUUCAGGAAGUUUUCCUGGCUGCAUUGAUCAGUCUAUAAUCUCCAUAAUUGAAGCUACAGCACAAACAGAGAAUAAGCUGUUUCUAGAUGAGGAAAGUGAAGCAUCACUACUAACAGCCUUGACCGAGAUACUGGAUAGUGUUGAUGAUGAAAAUCCCUCUCCAUUUGAUUGCAUUCCUGACUCUGAGCUAUUUGCCCCACCAAAGGAUGAUCAAGAGUGCCUUCUGGUUGGACAUCAGUCUUGUGCCACGUUUCCAGAUUUAGGAAAAGAACCUUUUGGACACGUGGUGCCAACUGCUCCAAGGGAUCUGAAUGCCCAGUGGAGAUCAGAGAAGCUGAUGAAUAGAAGUUUUGGAGAGGAGACUUCAAAGCAACGUAGUGAUGGCGAGGAAGAGGAGGAAGAGGAUCUGAUCAGUAAUUGUCAGGGUGUAUCAGAGUUGGGACCCGGUGACUCAUUGGACUUGCAGUUGGGUGAACAGCUUGACGCAGUAGGGUUGGAGAACAACGUAACACUGGUACUUGAAAGCAGUUCACCAUGUGCACACGAUGUUCCGAUGUCUGACCAAGUCAAGGAUGUUCGUCUCCACUGUUUGCCCAAUGGAGUGAUGUGUCUGGGGACAGACAUUGAGCUAGCAGACAGCAUGAUUGAACUGGAGGUUCAUGUGGUCCAGGAGAAUGAAGUACAGGAUCUGGAGUUACCGAUAGUGCUGUGUGCGAAUAGUGAGCACCUACUGCAGAUGAUAGGAGAGAAUGACGUGGAGUCUGUGCUAGCUAAAGACCCUGGUCCAGAGAGCCCGCCACAAACCUUAAAGCAACAGGAAAUCUCUCCACCCUCCCCAGUCACAGUACCAAGUGAACGGUUGAGAAAAACAUCAGGAUCUGAUGAAAUUCUAAUUCCUGUGCAGCUGGACCGUGCUGAAACAUCAUGUGAACAUCACAGUCUUGAGACCCAGGUUCAAGCAGCAGAAGAUCAGGAACACUCCAUCAAAGUCCAACAGAAACAGGAGUCUCAAUUUCUAACCCAACAAACAGAACAAGAUGUGAGGAGAAUCAAAACUAGAGACGUUACUGCCAGGAGGGAGAGCAGCCAAGUCACCGCAUUUAGCAAGGGUGCAAAAGAGCCACAUAAUCCAUCACCAUGUGAGAGCGAGCCUGCACUGGGAGGUUGCAGCAUUCGCCAGUCAGUCGAGCCUCAGCCUGGGCAUGGAGUCACACUUGCAAAUGAGGCCAUACACCCUCAACAAAGUGUAGACAAUGAGCCUGUUCCGGUAUCCCAGUGCCCUAAGUCAGACCUGAUAAGUCAGCAUCCUGGGUCUACUUCAUCCACAAUAUCACCAUUGUCUACUUGUGAUGUGCAGUCUCCUGCUGUUCUUGAAACAACCACCAAUGAAUCCAAACUGCGAUCAAUCAGCCUCCAACAGUAUCGGCUGCGACUCCAACAACGAAAACGAGAUGGUGUCCUCUCAGUGCCUGAGAAACCAAAACUUGGUACUGAUACUAACAGCAAGAGUGCCUGGCCUGUUGUCCCCAUUCAGUCCAUUGUCCAGGGGGAGCUCAGUAUUUUGCCAUUAGAACCUGCUGGACAUGUGGUCAGAAGGCAGGCCUCUCCUGCUCAGGUCCCUCUGCUCCACCUGCGGGACUCACCUCAAGGACAAGCUGCUCCCAUCCAGGUCCUAUCCAAAGAUAAGCAUACCCCAUUCACCCAUCAAGCAAUCCCACCUACUGCAAAACUGCCUACUUGCUCUGUAACUCCAUCCUCUGUGGCACUACCUGCCGGCCACCUGGCUCCACCAUCUGUGGGACAUCUGACUCCACCCAGUCUGCCCCCAUCUACCCCUCUGUCACCACCCACCUGUCACCUACCUCCACCACCUGUGGCCUUGCCCUCCCACCACCUGCCACCACCACCUGUGGUCCUGACACCUCACCACCUGCCCCCACCCCCUGUGGCCCUGCCCCCCCAUCACCUGCCCCCACCCCCUGUGGCCAUGCCUCCCCAUCACCUGCCCCCACCCCCUGUAGCCAUGCCUCCCCAUCACCUGCCCCCACCCCCUAUGGCCAUGCUGCCCCCUCACCUGCCCCCACCACCUGUGGCCAUCCCUCCUCACCACCUGCCCCCACCCCCAGUGGCUGUGUCCAACCACCACCUGCCCCCACCGUAUCUGUGCUCACCCCCUAUGGCCCUGCCCACCCAUCAUCUGCCCCCACCUCCUGUGGCCCUGCCCACACUAUCACCACCCAGCCACCCCCUGACCCAAACGCCAUCUGCUUGUCAUUUGGCCAAACCUUUUAUUGUACCAUCCAACCACUGCCUGACUCUUCCCACUGUGCCCCCACCAUUCCCACCAUUGGUCCCACCCCCUUUGACCCCUCAUGCUCCUCCUCAGGCACGACCCACUUCUAAUGCAUUAUCUGCUCCACCACCUGGUCAGGCUCCACCCAUUCUUGUCCAGUCCGUGCCUGCUCAGGCUCCACUGACUGUCCAGUCUCCACCUACUCUCCUGGCCAAACCACCACCUGCUCAGGCUCUGGCCGCACCGGCUCUGGCCCCAGCCACAACCACUUUGACCAUUCCUGCCCAGGCCCCGGCCGCCCCCUCCCUGGCCCCUCCUGCGCAGGCCCCGGCCGCCCCCUCCCUGGCCCCUCCUGCGCAGGCCCCGGCCGCCCCCUCCCUGGCCCCUCCUGCGCAGGCCCCGGCCGCCCCCUCCCUGGCCCCUCCUGCCCAGGCCCCGGCCGCCCCCUCCCCGGCCCCUCCUGCCCAGGCCCCAGCCGCCCCCUCCCCGGCCCCUCCUGCCCAGGCCCCGGCCGCCCCCUCCCUGGCCCCUCCUGCCCAGGCCCCGGCCGUCCCCUCCCCGGCCCCUCCUGCCCAGGCCCCGGCCGCCCCCUCCCCGGCCCCUCCUGCCCAGGCCCCGGCCGCCCCCUCCCCGGCCGCCCCCUCCCAGGCCCCGGCCGCCCCCUCCCAGGCCCCGGCCGCCCCCUCCCAGGCCCCUUCUGCCCAGGCCCCGGCCCCUCCUGCCCAGGCCCCGGCCGCCCCCUCCCAGGCCCCUCCUGCCCAGGCCCAGGCCCCGGCCCCUCCUGCCCAGGCCCCGGCCCCUCCUGCCCAGGCCCCGGCCGCCCCCUCCCCGGCCCCUCCUGCCCAGGCCCCGGCCGCCCCCUCCCCGGCCCCUCCUGCCCAGGCCCCGGCCGCCCCCUCCCCGGCCCCUCCUGCCCAGGCCCCGGCCGCCCCCUCCCCGGCCGCCCCCUCCCAGGCCCCGGCCGCCCCCUCCCAGGCCCCUUCUGCCCAGGCCCCGGCCCCUCCUGCCCAGGCCCCGGCCGCCCCCUCCCAGGCCCCUCCUGCCCAGGCCCAGGCCCCGGCCCCUCCUGCCCAGGCCCCGGCCCCUCCUGCCCAGGCCCCGGCCCCUCCUGCCCAGGCCCCGGCCCCUCCUGCCCAGGCCCCGGCCGCCCCCUCCCAGGCCCCUCCCGCCCAGGCCCCUCCUGCCCAGGUCCCAGCCGCCCCUGCCCAGGCCCCUCCUGCUCAGGCCCCCUCCCCGGCCCCUCCUGCCCAGGCCCCGGCCGCCCCCUCCCCGGCCCCUCCUGCCCAGGCCCCGGCCGCCCCCUCCCCGGCCCCUCCUGCCCAGGCCCCGGCCGCCCCCUCCCCGGCCCCUCCUGCCCAGGCCCCGGCCGCCCCCUCCCCGGCCCCUCCUGCCCAGGCCCCGGCCGCCCCCUCCCCGGCCCCUCCUGCCCAGGCCCCGGCCGCCCCCUCCCCGGCCCAUCCUGCCCAGGCCCCUUCCACUGUGGCUGCUCCUACUUCGGCCACCGCGUCACCCACUCUGUCCCUUCCUGGUCUGGUCCCGGCCCCCCUUCCUCAGGCUCCAGUGGCUCCCACUCUGCCCGAACCCCCUGCGGCCCAUCCUGCAUGGGCCCUAGCUGCACCCGCUGUGGCCCCUCCUGCUUUGGCUCCUCUCCACGCAGCCCCUCCUGCUCCGGUCCUAGCCACCCAAUGCAGUUUCACGCAACAACUGUCAAAUGACACUCCAAACAGGAUAAGGCAGAAAGUAGUACCUCCAGUUCUCCCAGGGAGCUUGAAACCUCUAAACAAAACCUCAAUCUUGGCCCUACAGCCUCAGCAAGUCCCGACCACAUCAGUCCACAAAGCCCUCAUCCCACCUGCCAGAACUCCUCCACCAUCAACUCUAAUGUCAGGGGAUUCAGAGUGCCCAUCACUGCUGCCUGUGAUCGGGCCUCAUGAUGCUGCUUCAGAGGAGGAUAUUCCACGCUGUCAGAAUGACUUGCUGCCUGAAUCUGUCCAGAGAACUACAAUGGAGACUAUGCUCACAACAUCUCCAUCAGUCCCACUCUCUGAGCCUCCUCCAGUGCAGCAACUUCAAUCAUCCACGGCAACCCAGGCAUAUGAAGGAGUUGAUCAGGGCAACCUUAAAGCAGGAAUUGAGGCAGCCGACCUGAUGAGUUUAUUGGAACAGUUUGAAGUCACUGAGGUGUCAGAAGAAUCACCUGGGAACAGCAGUGGGUCAGAGGUUCCUGAGGAGUGGAAACUGUUAGAUCACAUAUUUGGAGCAGAAUUGGCAAGUACAGCAGGUUUGACGCCUCCAGCAACUCCUCCGCAUCAGAUAUGGAAAUCACUACCACCACCAGUGUGCUUUCUGGGCAAACGAAAGUUGCAGCAAACAGCUGAGGGCUUUGAAGGCUCUCCAGUUAGGACUGCGAAGCUGAUUGAUCCAAAGCCUAUGGCACAGAAUAACCGGACAAAGUGUUCAAGCCUGCAGCCUUCAGUUGAGCCCCCGCUCACUGCUGCCAAUGGCUUUGGGGAUCACAUAUAUUGUUUGCCAAGAGUCAGCACCCAGUCGUCAUCAUGCAACAUCUAUCCACCGGCUGUGAGCCAGCCAGAUGUUGCUUGCCGCUGGAAUAUCAAGCGCCAAGCUAACAUUACCAUUAAACCCAUUACCUUCCUGAAUCGUCAACGCCGAAGCCCAACUCAUCAGGCCCGGACAGGGGACCAGCAGCGAGGAGCUGGCCCUGGUAUUGAAAGGAACACGUCAGAUUCCCAGAAGACAUUGCCGGGAGUUCAGGUGUCCUCCAACAUGCUUCCCAAUGGAACAGGAAGCGAGAAACCCAGUAGGAGCUUCUCAUCAGCAGUGGACCAAAGAAACAUUGGAGGCGACACUGCAGAGGGAAACUGUUGUGUAAUUGUAGCUCCCUCUCCAAAUGGAGAGACUGAGGGGAGCAAACCUUUUGAUUCUUCCCAUUGUUCAAGAAGGACUCGGACCUCCCCGUGCUAUAGGCACCAGCGGUAUCUUAGCUCCUCAAGUUCCACAUCCUGCUCCCGCUCUCGGUCCCGGUCCCAUUCUCCUACACGGAAAAGGAGACGAUAUGGCAGGAGACGAUCUCGUCAUUCUCGACACAGUUCACGAUCAGAUUCCAGAUCGAGCUCACGUUCCAGGUCAUGUUCCAGAUCAAAUUCAAGAUCUGACUCUGGAUCUAGAUCCAGAUCACGAUCAUCACGAAGACGCAGUGUUCAUAUGAGUUAUUACGCAGAUACUUACGACGUGUUUCCUGAGGAACCGAGAUGUCAGUACUCGAGAGCUCACUCACGCAGAAUUAAUCAGCGACGGGAACUUGCUAUAGAAGAACGGCGAGUUGUUUAUGUUGGGAAAAUCCGGAAUGGGAUGUUGCGUGAGGAAUUGAGGAGGCGAUUCGAAGUGUUUGGAGAAAUUGAGGAUUGCAACAUUUAUUUUAGGAGUGAAGGAGAUAACUAUGGUUUUGUCACGUACCGUUACACAUGCGAUGCAUUUGCUGCUAUUGAGAAUGGACAGACGUUGCGUAAACCUGACGAACUGCCCUUUGACCUCUGUUUUGGUGGCCGGCGGCAGUUUUGUAAAACCAAUUAUGCAGAUCUAGAUUCCAGUCAUGCAGACUACAGUUCUUAUUCAACCAAAAGCAAGUUUGACUCUUUAGACUUUGACACUUUAUUAAAACAGGCCAAACGGAGUCUUCGGAGGUGACAGCAGUGACAGCGGAGGAGGGGAAGGAGUGCAAGGGAGAAGCAAGUCUGAGGGCAUUGUGUCUCCUGUUUACAUGCUGCUACUGGAUCAGAUUGAGAUUUAUAUAUAAACUCUAGGUGUCUGUGUGACUGACAAUGCAAGAAGUGUCUUGCCAUCUGCGUCAAGCAGUUCACACUUUGGAGAGAUAAAAAGAAAUCUUUUUAAAAAAUCAAAUAAAAUAUAUCUGCUAAA
Molecule: messenger RNA, 6414 nt
Organism: Hemiscyllium ocellatum (epaulette shark)
Lineage: Eukaryota; Metazoa; Chordata; Chondrichthyes; Orectolobiformes; Hemiscylliidae
Gene: pprc1
Product: PPARG related coactivator 1
Exons: 13
Coding region: 1-6183 (2060 amino acids)
Biological process (GO): positive regulation of transcription by RNA polymerase II
Cellular component (GO): nucleus
Molecular function (GO): RNA binding; transcription factor binding
Source: RefSeq, a predicted model, not a curated record